AUGAGCAAAGACGAAUAUUUUGGUAAAAAUUUUGCUCAUAUUCAUGCAAAGCAAAAAAGAUUAGACGAGCAAGAAGAUGAAUCACGUAAAUUCUCGAAUAAAAGAAAAUUCUUUGGAAGAUUUUCAAACCCACUUAGUGAUUACAUAUAUGGAACCAACGCAGUUUAUGCAGCAUUGAACUCCAAUAAAAGAACAAUAUUUUCAAGAAUCUUAGUUUAUAAACCUGAAUUAUCUAAAACUGGUUCUUAUUCAAAAAUAAUAAAAAUGUGCAAAGAAAAAGAAAUUCCGAUUGAAGUAUUAGACUCUAAACAACAAUUGAUCUCUUAUUCGAAUAAUAAUGUCCAUAAUGGGGUCAUUCUAGAAUGUAACAAAAUAACACCGACAAGCAUUAGAUCAUUAAAUUUAAUUGAUAAUAGCGAAAAUAAUCAUGAAUAUUCAAUAAUAAGAAAUUCGAUUUAUCAAGAUGAGCUCGAGGAAAACACUCUCACAUUUAAAACAAUUAACAAAAAGGGAAGCGAUAGCUUUGACGAUUCAAAAUAUCCUCUAGCAUUAUUUUUGGACGAAAUAACAGACUCUCAUAACAUGGGUGCAAUAAUCAGAUCAGCAUACUUUUUAGGGGUUGAUUUUAUAGUGAUGACAGCCAAAAACUGUGCGUCCUUAAGUGCAUCAGUAUCAAAGUCCUCUUCUGGAGCUGUGGAGUUCAUGAAUAUCUUUUCAACCGACACACCAUUGAAGUUCUUUGAUGAGUGCAGACAAAACGGAUGGACCUUCAUUUCUACUGCAGUCUUUGAAAACAACGAAAACACCAAAGGCAGCAAAAUCACUGUUCCUAGUAUUGAAACAGCAGACUUGUCGCCACUAUUGGACUCGAGUCCAUGUGUGUUGGUUUUGGGCUCUGAAAGCAAAGGUGUGAGAAAGUCGUUGGUUCAAAGAAGCGACUACAAGGUGCAAAUCCGCAGCCCCAGACCAGAGGUUCUUGAUGGCAGCUCUUCCAUCGACUCGUUGAACGUCAGUGUUGCUUCCUCGUUGCUCAUAUCAAAGUUCGUGGAGUAG
Ascoidea rubescens DSM 1968 is the source of this 1053-nucleotide messenger RNA. RefSeq names its product Mrm1p (gene MRM1). The transcript is spliced from 2 exons. Gene Ontology annotation, cellular component: mitochondrion. The coding region runs from base 1 to 1053 and encodes 350 amino acids. Gene Ontology annotation, biological process: rRNA methylation. The record is from RefSeq and is a predicted model, not a curated record. Lineage: Eukaryota; Fungi; Ascomycota; Saccharomycetes; Ascoideales; Ascoideaceae. Gene Ontology annotation, molecular function: RNA methyltransferase activity; RNA binding.